CUUGACCCAGGGAGUGGCACUUUGGGAAGGUGUGGCCUUGUUGGAGUAGGUGUGGCCUUGCUGGAGGAAGUAUGUCACAAUAGGAAUGGGCUUUCAACCCCUCCUCCUACCCACAUGGGAGAGAAUCUUCUGUUUGCCUUCCGAACAAGAUGUGGAAUUUCAGUUCCUGCAGCAUUAUGCCAGCCUGGAUGCUGCCAUGAUUCCUGUCUUAAUGAUUAUGGACUGAACCUCUGAACCACAGCAUGGGUUGGAUUAAUGAGACAAGAGACAGAGAAACCUAGGCAACUCGAAAUAUGAAGCUAAGAAAGCAAACGAGUCUAUGUUUUGAAGGCACCUGUUUCCUGUGAGAUUCCAGAAUGCAGCUGACACCCAUCACAUACCCUGGAGAGGGAAGUUGAAGACAUGGGUUCUCCUGAUCCUCUUGAGGUGCAGCAAACACUUCAGCCACACAGAGGAAGUACAGUUUCUGUGGUUGUGAAGCUGAGUUCGUCCAUAACAAAUAUCUCAAAUAUUGGAUCAACCUUUCAGGCUUCCAAAGUAAACAGAAGACACCUCUCCAGGAAUCAUCAAGGGCUUCCAUACCACUUUAGAACUGAGAGUAUUUCCAGACUCAUGAACUGAGUUAACUACCAGAUUCUAGCACUAUGCAACUGAUACAACCAUUGUUGAACUAUAUGGAUUAACACAAAUUAUUUCAUGAAUGCAGAGCAUAUUUCAUGGAAUUCGGCAAUCUUGAAGAUGGAAGCUCUGGACACUGACAGCAAAUUCUUUCUGCCCCUCUCAGUCACCAUUUGACCUUCAUAUGAUGUCAGCUCUGAGAGCCAGCGAGAAAUAACAGACUUCACCUUGGAAUAGCUCAACACACUCGUGCAGCAUUAAAGCAGAUUUCAAGAGAAAACAAAAAUCAAGCCCUAACCCACCUCUUCAUUUCUACAUUGCAAAGAGAACAGUUUCAUGCUCCAGAACUCAGCCACUAAUACCUAAAGCUCAACAACUUCAAUACCUAAGAAGAAAUCUACAACAAAACAUUCAUAGACUGAACUAUAAGAGUCAUUUUCAGAUUCAAGAGAACUAGCAUUUGCUCCUCACUGAAAUGGCCAUUGAGAUGCUAAACGUAAAUAUGCUGGAUUCUCUCAAGCUGCUUGACAAGCAAGAGGUGGAAAAGAUGACCUGUGCUAUCCUACACUGACUACUCGGGAUGCAAUGGCUGUCCCUGGGUUUCCAUUCAUGAAAAGGAUGUAAAUAUGAUCUGACCCUUCCCUGAUGGGCAGCUAAAUCAUGGACAGACUAAAUGGCUUACUUUGGACUGUCCUUCCAAAAGAUGCUUUGGCUUCUCUCUUGAAUGCAUACUGAGCCAUUGUAGGCCACGAAGACAAGAAGGACUGUAAACGGGAAGUGAUCUUACAAUGAGAAUUACGAGCACAUCUUGCAUCUGUCCAGUCCUCGUGUGUCUCUGUUUCGUGCAGAGGUGUUAUGGAACUGCUCACCACAGCUCCAUUAAGGUGACCAGAAACCAAACCAAACACACUGAAGGGGAAACUGAAGUACACCAUCGUCCCAAGAGGGGAUGGGUAUGGAACCAGUUCUUUGUUUUAGAAGAACAUAUGGGACCAGAUCCACAGUAUGUUGGAAAACUGCACUCCAACUCUGACAAAGGUGAUGGUUCUGUCAAGUACAUCCUGACUGGAGAAGGUGCCGGGACUAUAUUUAUCAUUGAUGACACCACAGGUGACAUCCACUCAACCAAAAGCCUGGACAGAGAGCAGAAGACUCACUAUGUGCUUCAUGCCCAGGCUAUUGACAGACGGACAAACAAGCCCCUUGAACCUGAAUCUGAGUUCAUCAUCAAAGUGCAAGAUAUCAAUGACAAUGCUCCAAAGUUCACAGAUGGACCAUACAUCGUUACUGUGCCUGAAAUGUCAGAUAUGGGUACCUCUGUUCUACAGGUGACAGCUACAGAUGCAGAUGACCCCACCUAUGGAAACAGUGCUCGAGUUGUUUACAGUAUCCUGCAAGGACAACCUUAUUUCUCUGUAGAUCCUAAAACAGGAGUCAUUCGAACAGCUUUACACAACAUGGACAGAGAAGCCAGAGAGCAUUACUCAGUGGUCAUUCAAGCCAAAGAUAUGGCUGGGCAAGUUGGUGGACUUUCAGGAUCCACAACUGUCAACAUUACCUUGACUGAUGUCAAUGACAACCCACCACGCUUCCCACAGAAACACUAUCAACUGUAUGUUCCUGAGUCUGCUCAAGUUGGUUCAGCUGUUGGGAAAAUCAAAGCAAAUGAUGCAGACACUGGCUCAAAUGCAGAUAUGACCUACUCCAUCACUAAUGGUGACGGGAUUGGAGUAUUCUCUAUUUCCACUGACAAGGACACCAGAGAAGGAAUACUUUCUUUAAAGAAGCCACUGAACUAUGAGAAAAAGAAGUCUUACACACUCAACAUUGAAGGAGCAAAUACACAUCUGGAUUUCCGUUUUUCCCACUUGGGUCCAUUUAAGGAUGCCACCAUGCUGAAGAUCAUUGUUGGGGAUGUGGAUGAACCACCACUCUUUUCUAUGCCUUCCUAUGUCAUGGAAGUUUAUGAAAAUGCCAAGAUUGGGACAAUUGUUGGUACUGUCUUGGCACAGGAUCCAGACAGUGCUAACAGCUUAGUAAGGUAUUUCAUCAACCACAGUAUGGAAGAGGAGAGAUUUUUCAAUAUUGAUGCAAAUACUGGAACCAUUAAAACAUCAAAAGUAUUGGACAGAGAAGAAACACCAUGGUACAAUAUCACAGUGACUGCUUCAGAAAACGACAAUCCUGAUUUGCUGAGCCAUGUCUCCGUGGGUAUUAGAGUUCUGGAUGUCAAUGACAAUCCACCCGAACUUGCCAGGGAAUAUGAUAUUGUUGUCUGUGAGAAUUCUAAGCCUGGUCAGGUUAUCCACACCAUCACUGCCACUGAUAAAGAUGACUUUGCCAAUGGACCGAGAUUUAAUUUUUUUCUUGAUGAACGCCUGCCCAUGAACCCAAAUUUUACACUUAAGGACAAUGAAGAUAACACAGCCAGCAUUCUGACAAGGCGGAGGAGAUUUAGUCGAACUAUGCAGGAUGUGUAUUAUCUGCCCAUUAUGAUCUCUGAUGGUGGAAUCCCCUCUCUCAGCAGCAGCAGCACCCUCACCAUCAGGGUUUGUGCAUGCGAGAGAGAUGGGCGCGUGCGGACCUGCCAUGCAGAAGCUUUCCUGUCCUCCGCUGGCUUGAGCACAGGAGCCCUAAUCGCUAUUCUUCUCUGUGUUGUCAUUCUUCUUGCCAUUGUGGUCCUUUUUAUCACCUUGAGGCGCGGCAAAAAAGAGCCCUUGAUCAUUUCAGAGGAAGAUGUGCGAGAGAAUGUGGUGACAUAUGAUGACGAGGGAGGAGGGGAGGAAGACACCGAGGCCUUCGACAUCACAGCUUUGAGAAAUCCUUCCGCUGCAGAGGAGUUCAAGUAUCGCAGAGACAUUCGGCCUGAAGUGAAGCUCACUCCUAGACAUCAGACAUUGUCCACCCUGGAGAGUAUAGACGUUCAGGAGUUUAUUAAGCAAAGACUCGCAGAAGCAGACCUGGACCCCAGCGUGCCCCCUUAUGACUCGCUUCAGACUUAUGCCUACGAGGGUCAGAGGUCAGAAGCUGGGUCUAUCAGCUCCCUGGACUCUGCAACCACGCAAUCAGACCAGGAUUAUCACUACCUUGGAGAUUGGGGGCCCGAGUUUAAAAAGUUAGCUGAACUCUAUGGAGAAAUAGAAUCUGAAAGAACAACUUAGGGGGUUAAUUUUAUUUUACUUUUUGGAGCUAUGUAGAAUUUGCUUCCUGACCAAGUGGAGAUAUGACCUCAAUAAGACAAGGAAGUCGAGCGGAAACAGUACUUGGAACUGAGCAAGCUGUACACAGCUCCUGUAGAAACAAGUGUCCUUUUUAUGGUCAAAAAAAAAAAAAUGGGUUAUUUAAUUGGAAGAAAGUCAGAUAUCAAAAUAAUAAUAAUAACAGAGAAAAAGCUAUUGUUCCUUGUGUAUAUUUUCAAAUGCUCAAUAAAGUCUAUGGUACUGUUUAAUUAAGAAUAUCUGAACAAAGACCAACAGUGAAUAUUUAUUUCAUGAUGUUGUGACUUACUUUUCCCAAGGCAAAAUUAAACAAAGGAGGCUUAAAAAUCGCUGUCAGAUCCUUACGCUGGACAUGGAAACAUACCAAGGUGGUCAUAGACUCCUUUACUAUUUUCUGGGUGGAUCUUUGAGACCCUUAGUUUGCUAUUAUUAACAGAUCUCACUAUCCUGUUCCUUUGCUGAAAUUACACGAGGUAUCCCCUACGUUCCAGACGACCGUGACAUGGACUUGAAGAUCCCCUUUUCCUCAGCCCUCCCCACUUCUGUUCUCCACACAAAGCUGAUGGAGCACGGGGAUUUGCUGCCUGCACUAUAACAUAUGCAACUUCAGUGCACCAGACAUGCACUGUUCUACGCAUGGAGAUGCAGUUCUCUGUCCUACCCAUUGUACCUUAUAUUAACAGGAGACACCGUUUUAAAAUUGAUAGAAUGAAAGAACUCUGAUCAUCAGAUACGUCAGGGAAAUUUCGAUUUAAAAUAUAAACCUCAUCCUGUUUAAAAGGUAGAAAAACCUUUCUUUUCUCUCCGUUCUUAUUCCCUUUCAUUUUUAGUACAUGUAUACCUUAAAUUGGUUGUCUGUUUUUUUUCUCCCCUCUGGCUUGUUUAUACUUCACCAUGGUUCAUGCAUCCCCACCUUAGGUAGUUUUUCAUAAUGUGUAUGUCACAUGGUUAGUCUGAUCACAUUGUAGCAUCUCUUGUUCUUUAGCCGUCUUCAUCCUUCUCAGUUUCCCUGGUUAGUCCUUGCACGUGUGGUAUUUACAAGAGAAGCAGGCCAAAGAAAUGAAGGAAUCACUCAGAUGACCCUGAACAGUUCCCAAGGGUCUAUGCAUUUAAGGGUCCCCCAAAUGCAGAAUAGAAAUAACAAUGAUUUUCCUGCCUACCUCGCAGGGCUGUUGUGAGGGUAAAGCAGGCACCUGUAGAACUGCUUUGACAAGUGCAAAGUAUUCUGCUACUUGAAGAUUUGCACACACCUAAAUGACCAACACUAUUAGCUUCAACAUAUUGACAUACAUACAUUUCACUAGACAAUGAUCUUAGGAUGAGAAAGUUUUAUGAAACCUUCAAGAUCGAAGCUACUGUUAACAUAAAUAUGUACUAUACAAUACUAAUCUUUUUAAUAUUUUCCAAAAUCUCAUUUUCUUAAUAACUUCUUGUGGCUUUUUAAACUUUUAUUUAAGGAAUAUUUUGUUCCCUUGUUUUGGGGGUUUUAUGUAAAAAGAAAUAGAAUAUUAAGGUACUACACUUUGAAAUUACCUCGUCUAUGUACUGGUAAAUUGGAAUUUUUAAACAUAUAAAGUAUAAACUAUUUGAAGGAAUAUAUGUUUUUCAUUUAAUCUUUAAAUUUAAUAUAAUAUAAUGUCCCCAAACGUUCUAUGAUGUUUUCUGACUCUACCCUUGUGCAAAUUUUGGGACUGUGCCUCUGUUUGAAACUGCCUUGUGCUGUCAUAUCCAGUUUUGAGGUUUGGGAACUGAGUUAAUUUGAGUAACUCUCAGUUUGUGUUCUAAGUCUGAGGAAUAAAGUGGAAUCUGAGCCUUUGA
Molecule: messenger RNA, 5654 nt
Organism: Mastomys coucha (southern multimammate mouse)
Lineage: Eukaryota; Metazoa; Chordata; Mammalia; Rodentia; Muridae
Gene: Cdh18
Product: cadherin 18
Exons: 20
Coding region: 1407-3779 (790 amino acids)
Biological process (GO): cell morphogenesis; adherens junction organization; multicellular organism development
Cellular component (GO): plasma membrane; catenin complex; adherens junction
Molecular function (GO): cadherin binding; calcium ion binding
Source: RefSeq, a predicted model, not a curated record